Molecule: messenger RNA, 658 nt
Organism: Rhincodon typus (whale shark)
Lineage: Eukaryota; Metazoa; Chordata; Chondrichthyes; Orectolobiformes; Rhincodontidae
Product: 60S ribosomal protein L5-A
Exons: 4
Biological process (GO): ribosomal large subunit assembly; translation
Cellular component (GO): cytosolic large ribosomal subunit; ribosome
Molecular function (GO): structural constituent of ribosome; 5S rRNA binding
Source: RefSeq, a predicted model, not a curated record
UUUAAAAAGUUGCUGAACAAAUUUGGGUUGGACAAGAUCUAUGAGGGUCAGGUGGAAGUGACUGGUGAUGAAUACAAUGUAGAAAGCAUUGAUGGGAAGCCUAGUGCUUUCACCUGCUAUCUUGAUGCUGGACUUGCCAGAACCACCACAGGCAACAAAGUCUUUGGAGCUUUGAAAGGUGCAGUUGAUGGCGGCCUGUCUAUUCCACAUAGCACCAAGCGAUUUCCUGGUUAUGACUCUGAAAGCAAGGAGUUCAAUCCUGAAGUUCAUCGUAAACACAUCUUUGGGUUGAAUAUAGCAGAAUACAUGCGUUACCUAAUGGAUGAGGAUGAGGAUGCUUAUAAGAAGCAAUUUUCUCAGUACAUCAAGCAUGGAGUCACAGCGGACAAGAUAGAAGAUUUGUACAAGAAAGCCCAUGCUGCCAUCAGACAAAACCCUGUUCAUGAAAAGAAGCCCAAGAGAGAAGUCAAGAAAAAGAGGUGGAACCGUCCUAAGAUGUCAUUGGAACAGAGAAAGGAUCGUAUUGCUCAAAAGAAGGCCAGCUUCCUCAGGGCACAGGAACAGAAUGGCGACAGUUGAACGGUUGCCUUUAGCCAUUAUUCAGAAAAACGAUAAAUCUGAUUCAUAUAAACAGCUAAAUAAAUUUAAAGAAAAACUG